AUGGCAAGCACGAUCCCAGCAACGAUCAAGUCUGCAGCCCUCGGCGCAGUCCACCCAGCCGGUGUAGGCACCAAGCUGCCGGACAUCCAGCUCAAGCAGACCUCUCCGGAUGACACGCUCUCGCUGGCCAGCCUCAAGGGUCGCAACCUCAUCCUCGGCGUUCCAGGCGCAUUCACGCCUCCCUGCUCGAACAUGGUGCCCCAGUUCAGUGAUGCUUACUCUGAGAUCACCCAAAAGGGCAUCAAGGGUGUCUAUGUCGUGCCCAUCAAUGACGUCUUUGCUUCCAACGCAUGGAAGGAGAAGCUCGGGUGCGUCCCAUGCUCUCUCGCACAAGACGCUAAGCUAAAGGCAGGAGCGAACAGAGCUGACAAGCUCAACUUCCUCGCCGACGACACCGGCGCAUUCUCCCGCACGCUCGGGUUGACCUUUGAUGCCACAGGUCUGCUCGGCGGCGAGCGUGCAAAGCGCUACGUCCUCCUCACCAACGACGACACCAUCGAAAAGGUCUUUGUCGAGGACGAGGCUCCCAACGUGGAGAAGACGACCGCCAAGGCAGUCCUCGCUGCCUUGUAGGCCCGAGAUGACGAACUAAAUUCAUUCUUUCGUUCAUAUAAAAUGCAUGAGGCUGUCAAUCCACGCAAGGAUUGGGAUGCAACAGUUGUUGGAUCAGUAUACACGAUGUCUCCGUUCGGGCGAAGCUUCUCGCUUGUAAUCCGAUCGUCGUCUGUCAUAGUCGCCGCCAUUGGUAGCUGCCUUGGGUGCACUGGGCACUGUCCCCGUCUGAGUAGCAAACAUCUUCAUCUCCUCCGCUCGCUCGAUAUCUCGCUGCGAAGGGUUCAC
Messenger RNA from Mixia osmundae IAM 14324, 840 nucleotides. RefSeq lists its product as uncharacterized. Gene Ontology annotation, molecular function: thioredoxin peroxidase activity. Gene Ontology annotation, cellular component: mitochondrion; peroxisome; cytosol. Bases 1 to 573 code for a protein of 190 amino acids. The record is from RefSeq and is a predicted model, not a curated record. Gene Ontology annotation, biological process: cell redox homeostasis; hydrogen peroxide catabolic process; cellular response to oxidative stress. NCBI's taxonomy places the organism in Eukaryota, Fungi, Basidiomycota, Mixiomycetes, Mixiales, Mixiaceae. The transcript has 2 exons.